GACUGUUCUGUUUAUAGAAACUACCGAGACCGUUGAACGCAAUAUCGCCACAGCGAGGGAGUAACACAGGUGCGUGGGGGAGUAACACAGGUGCGUGGGGCAGUAACACAGGUGCGUCCGCUGUUUUUGGGGUGGGAAUAGAGCGCGUGAAGGUUCACCGCGAGCUGCGCUCGAUCUCUCGAACAGACGAGGGCAGCACGAGACCGAAACCCUCGCGCCAACUGUCAGGCACGAGGAGCAGGGAAAGAAAAGACUGCGGCCGCGCGCACUCGUGUACGCGCACCGACACUAAAUCCGCUACAAUACCAAACCCGUCCCACACCGGAGACAGAGGACUGUUUUUAACCGUUUUAGCGAACGAUAAUACACGGACCAACUGUACAGGUUUUUUUUUUAUCCUGAUGAAAACUAAUGAAUUACUCCGUGGAAAGCGACUCGGUUAUUUUUAAGGACUCCUUCCCCGUGUUUUUUUUUUUUUUGUCUUUUCGUGGAAGAAAGAGCCCCGCGGGCUGUCGGGCCAGCGGGUCGCCAGGAGUUGGAACAACGACGAGCCUCCCGUUGCACUUACUACUUUGCUCUAAAAUAAAGUCUUCUUUGGGCGGACUUUAAACACUAGAAGACGUCGAGGUUCUCCUUCAGCAUUUUCAGGCGUUAACAAUGACCCAUGGUGUCCGAGAGCGCGUUUCGGUGAACUGUCCAGAACAGUGUCAGAGGCUAAGCUAGGUCUGAUCCAACUGUUAGAAAAGCUUUCAUAACUAAUGGCACACACGAAAAGCCAAAGACGGAACGCACACUUCUGUUAAAGCUGAACUGCUUCAUGAACUUUACAGCUGAAUUAAAACACGAUGUCGUUUUUUAAUUUCCGAAAAAUCUUCAAACUGGGAGCGGAGAAGAAGAAGAAACAAUACGAGCACGUCCGCAGGGAUGAAAACCCGGAGGAGAUAUGGGAGAUCAUCGGCGAACUGGGAGAUGGAGCCUUUGGGAAAGUCUUCAAGGCUCAGAACAAGCAGACAGGUGUCCUCGCUGCAGCCAAAGUUAUUGACACAAAGACUGAGGAGGAGCUGGAGGACUACAUGGUGGAGAUUGACAUCCUGGCCUCCUGUGACCACCAAAACAUUGUCAAACUGCUCGAUGCUUUCUAUUACGAGGGCAAACUGUGGAUACUCAUCGAGUUCUGUGCAGGAGGGGCUGUGGAUGCUGUUAUGCUUGAGCUGGAGAGACCUCUGACAGAGCCUCAGAUCAGGGUGGUGUGUAGGCAGACUCUGCAGGCGCUCGUCUACCUCCACGAAAACAAAAUCAUCCACAGAGACCUGAAAGCCGGCAACAUCCUUCUCACACUGGAUGGUGACGUCAAGCUGGCGGACUUCGGCGUGUCUGCCAAGAACACCAAAACGCUGCAGAGGAGAGACUCUUUCAUCGGGACGCCUUACUGGAUGGCUCCGGAGGUGGUGAUGUGUGAGACGUCCAAAGACCGUCCAUAUGACUACAAGGCUGAUAUCUGGUCUCUUGGGGUCACUUUGAUCGAGCUGGCACAAAUUGAGCCUCCAAAUCACGAGAUGAACCCGAUGAGAGUUCUGCUGAAAAUAGCCAAGUCCGAUCCUCCAGCGCUGAUGCAGCCAUCACGCUGGUCCCCAGAAUUUAGUGAUUUCCUGAAGCGGUGCCUGGACAAGAAUGUUGACAACAGAUGGGGUGCCAUGCAGCUUCUGCAGCAUUCAUUCGUGUCCAGUGUGACGGACAGUAAGCCGCUGAGGGAGCUGAUAGCCGAGGCAAAGGCUGAGGUCACCGAGGAGAUCGAAGAGCACAAAGAGGAAGAAGAGGAGGAAGAGACAGAAGCACAUCUGGGUCAUAAACGCGCUCCAUCUGAUGUUAGCGUUGCCAGUUCUGAGGAUGAGAAGAUCCCCCUCUCUCCCUCCACCUUGGAAUCGGUCCCUGAGAAGGCGGAGCCAAUUCUGCCUGUGCCCGCACCUGCUGAGCUCCCCAUGGCCAACCACGUGGUGGACACCAGCUUUGUAGAGGAACCUCCUUCUCCUGCUGCUGAAGAGCCUGCAGAGGAGGUUUCAAAUGCUCCAGUUAAGGAUGAAGAGGAGCCAGUGGAAGAAGUAGUUCCAGAAGUUCCACUGCCUGAUGUCACCCCACCAGAGCCGGAGUCUGAACCAGAGGCACCUGCUAAGGAAAUGCAGCAACUGGAACUAGCUGUGGAGGAUGAAAAGGAGGUGGACACAGCUGAGGAUGAAGAGUGCUCAGAGGUCACUGAGGUUCCUCAGGAGGAAAAGACACCCAUCACAGAGGAAGCAAACACUCCAGCAGAGGAGGACAAGGAGGAGGAAGAUCAGUACAAGCAUCUAAAAGUGACUUUGACACUACCGGAUCAAGAUAACGCUGUCCUGAAGGAGGAGCAUGGAGAGAAGCCCACGGAGAAGGAUGAGAAGAUGGUGCCAGACAGAGCGAAGGAUGACAAAGAGAAAGAAUCGGAUUCUGGAAGCAGCUCAGCUGCAGAUAACAGCAGCAUAGACCUGAAUCUGUCCAUCUCAAGCUUUUUGUCCAAAGCAAAAGAGGCUGGCUCCGUUUCCAUACAGGACACCAGGCGGCAGAAGAAAACGCUGAAAAAGACUCGCAAAUUCAUUGUGGAUGGAGUGGAAGUUAGUGUCACUACAUCGAAGAUCAUCACAGACAAUGACACCAAGAACGAGGAGAUGAGAUUCCUCAGGCGGCAGGAGCUGAGGGAGCUGCGUCUCCUGCAGAAAGAGGAGCAGAGGGCCCAACAGCAGCUCAGCAACAAGCUGCAGCAGCAGAAGGAACAGAUCUACCGGCGCUUCGAGCAGGAGACCACAAGUAAGAAGCGACAGUACGACCAGGAGGUGGAGAACCUGGAGCGGCAGCAGAAGCAGACCAUCGAGAGGCUGGAGCAGGAGCACACCAGCCGGCUCAGAGACGAGGCCAAACGCAUUAAAGCCGAGCAGGACAAAGAGCUCUCCAAGUACCAGAACGUGCUGAAGAACCGCAAGAAAGAGGAGCAGGAGUUUCUCCAGAAGCAGCAGCAGGAUCUGGACAGCGCCCUGAAGAAGAUCAUCCAGCAGCACAAACAUGAGCUCGCCACCAUCGAGAGAGACUGCCUCAACCACAAGCAGCAGCUCCUCAGAGCUCGGGAGGCUGCCAUGUGGGAGCUGGAAGAGCGCCAUCUGCAGGAGAAACACCAGCUACUCAAACAGCAGCUCAAAGACCAGUACUUCAUGCAGAGACAUCAGCUGCUGAAGAGGCACGAGAAGGAGAUGGAGCAGAUGCAGCGCUACAACCAGCGUCUGAUCGAGGAGAUGAAGAACAAGCAGACGCAGGAGAGAGCCCGGCUCCCCAAGAUUCAGCGCAGCGAGGCCAAAACCCGCAUGGCCAUGUUCAAGAAGAGCCUUCGCAUCACCGGAGCCGUCAUCACCCCCGAGCAGGAGAGGGAGAAGGUCAAACAGUUCGCAGCUCAGGAAGAGAAGAGGCAGAAGAAUGAGAGGCUCCACCAACAGCAGAAGCAUGAAAACCAGAUGAGAGACCUGCAGCUCCAGUGUGACACCAACAUCCGAGAGCUGCAGCAGCUGCAGAACGAGAAGUGCCACCUGCUGAUCGAACAUGAGACCCAGAAGCUGAAGGAGCUGGACGAAGAGCACAGCCUGGAGCUGAAGGAGUGGAGGGAGAAGCUGCGACCCAGGAAGAAGGCCCUGGAGGAGGAGUUCGCCAGAAAGCUGCAGGAGCAGGAGGUGUUCUUCAAGAUGAGCGGCGAGUCGGAGUGCCUUAACCCCUCCACCCAGACCCGCAUCUCCAAGUUCUACCCGAUCCCCAGCGUCCAGUCCACUGGCUUCUAGAGGACACCGAUGUGCACACACAGACGAAUGAACGCACACUCCCCGAUGAAGACACAAAGCCUGCUUGCCUUCGUCCUCUGACAGCUGUCGGAGGCUUUUCACAGACGACCUUCUGCCCUUGUGUUUUCUAUCAGAAUCCGUUCGAAGGACGGUUCAGAACCACUAAAGUGAGGAAGCUCUCGGUCCAGCCUUCCUCUCAAGUAUUUUUCUAAGAAUCCAGUGCCUGUAGCAGAUUUUCAGCUUUUAAAUUUAAAUAAUUUUAUUUGCUGCUUGACGUUUUUCUCAUUUAGACUUGUGCACUGAGGCGGUUUGGAUAAAUACGAUCAGUAAAUAUCAUUUAGAAGUGAUCAUAAAGUAGAAUGUACCUCAGAUAAGAGGACGCUCCUGUUAAAGGACUGAUGAUAUAAUCUGUGUGCUAGAACCGUAGCUCGUGAUCCGAUGCAGCGUUUCAGGGCUUUUUCUGCAGGAUGCCUUCAGUCUGAGGAGGUGUGGAGACCCCGAGGACGUCGCACAGAAACAAAGCAUUUACAGACGGUUUGAUGUUGUCAGUCGUGUCUGUGCAGGAAUCUUAUUCAGGGAUGAAGAACGAUGUAAGGAUGGAGUUUCUAAGCAAAUUUACAACUACAAAGAAGCAGCUGAAGAUGACGAUGAUGAUGCUGCACUCUGUACAAGGUGAACAGAAAGUUAAAGAACAGGUCUAAAAAAGUUUGCGCUUCCCUUCAGGGUCAUCGCCGUGCUCCUCUGGGUUAUUUCCAGGAAACACUCACUGGAAGUCCCGCUCUGACCACUUGGACUGAACUCUGACUUCUGUGUCAGACCGAUUUCACCGUUUGUGUACACACACACACACACACACGAGGGGGAGAGGUGUAAAAACAGAAGCUUAGCAGAAAAUAGUCCCGAGGUGCACGAGCAGAUGAUCUUAAAUGGGAGCUCAGCCAAAUUGAAAUCGAAGCGUUUUUUUCCGUCACGGCUCUGAUUCGCCUCCUCUGACUCUGAUGCUGUUUUAGCCUCAGUAGAGAUCCCCAUGUAGCUUCAAAGGCUUUCUGAACCUUAUUAAUGGUUACAGCUUUGUAUCCAAUGAAAACACAACAUUUGCUCUUAGUGGUUUUUAUUAUUAUUCAGGCUGAUGUAAUACAGAAACAAACUAAAUGGGCCUGACUGGUUUAGGCCAUCUCCACCUCUGAUUGGUUCAUUUGAGCAUCUUGUUUUCUCUGUGUUUUUGAUUGGCUGUUGUGAGUUAGUCAGAGGUAUUUAAUAUCUGUUGAUGAAGGAGUGCUGUGCACCUUUUACAAAACUUCCUCAGUAGCUAUUUAUACAUGAGAGCUGAUCAUCCACAAACACACAAUUACAAAACUCUGGUUCUGAAUGUUGAUUAAAACACGCAUAUCAAAAUCAUUAUGCAUUUUUAAUACAUGUAUAGUUUUUAGAAGGUUGAUUCUCAUCCUGCUGUAAAUAAACGGUUUUCUCUCCAA
Messenger RNA from Archocentrus centrarchus (flier cichlid), 5320 nucleotides. Its product is annotated as serine/threonine-protein kinase 10-like. Gene Ontology annotation, molecular function: protein serine/threonine kinase activity; protein binding; ATP binding. The transcript is spliced from 18 exons. The record is from RefSeq and is a predicted model, not a curated record. Lineage: Eukaryota; Metazoa; Chordata; Actinopteri; Cichliformes; Cichlidae. Gene Ontology annotation, biological process: protein phosphorylation. Bases 846 to 3845 code for a protein of 999 amino acids.